This is a messenger RNA of Auanema sp. JU1783, 2592 nucleotides long. Lineage: Eukaryota; Metazoa; Nematoda; Chromadorea; Rhabditida; Rhabditidae. The record is from the annotation of a GenBank genome assembly.
AUGCUGAAGUAUAAUUUCUUGGCGAUUCCUCAGAAAACAACGAAUGAAGUUGACCUUGCAACUCCAUUGGCAUCUUAUAUUGAUUCUGUUUAUAACACGAAUGACGAUAACAAACCUGAAAUCACAGAAGCAGUACAAGAACUGAAUAAGCUCAGGUCUAGAGCAGUUGUACAACCUCUCGAUCGUCAUCAAUCCGGUUUAGAUGUGAUAACAAGAUACUAUGAUCAGCUUGUUGCAAUUGAGAACAAAAUCGUCAUUUCUCCAACUCAGAAUCCCGUAGUAUUCAAAUGGAGAGACGCUUUCUAUAAAGGAGGAUUGUUUAGUAAGGCUGCUUCACUCUCUAUUGCUGAUGGGGCUUUUGAACGAGGAUGCGUUCUUUUCAAUUGUGGAUCUCUUUAUUCUCAAGUUGCUGCUGAUCAACCCAUGAACACGGAUGAUGAAAUGAAAACUGCUGCGAAACUGUUCCAACAAGCUGCUGGAGUUUUUGCUCAACUUCGAGAUACAAUAUUCAGCUUAGUUCAACAAGAUCCUACUCCAGAUCUUUCACCCGAAACUCUUUCCUGUUUGGUUCCUCUACUUAUCGCCCAAGCUCAGGAAUGUAUUUACAUUAAAGCAUCAAAAGAUAAUAUGAAGCCUGGAGCUUUAGCCAAAAUUGCCGCUUAUGUCAGUGAUAUGUACACAGAUGCACAUAAAGCCAUGACCAAAGAUGCUGUCCGAGGCAUAUGGGAGAAGGAAUGGACCGCAACAGUAAAUGGCAAAUCCUUAGCUUAUCAAGCCUUAAUGCACUACCAUCAAGGAGCUUUAGAUAGAGAAGAAAACAAGAUAGGAUCUCAAAUUUCCCGAUUAACGGAGUCUCUAAAAAUAAUUGAAAUUUCUAAAAAGUAUUUCUCAUCCGAAUUCCUGGACACUUCUAUGAAGAAUGUACAACAAGCUCUGAAAGGUGCUCAAAAGGAUAAUGAGUUCAUUUACCAUGACAAAGUUCCUGAUUUUAAAAAUCUGCCUGCUGUUCCUCGUGCAGCUCUUGCCAAAGCUUUGCCACUCUCUCUUCCACUUUCGCCACGAUUCAAAGAUAUGUUUGUCAAUCUUGUUCCUGUGCAAGUGUUAAAUGCUAUGCAAGCCUAUCAAGGACGUAAAGGAGAAAUUGUUAAUCUGGAAUCUGGUCGUCUCAGAGAACAUACUCAACUUCUCAAUGGAAUUCUUGCAUCGCUCAACUUACCUGCUGCCUUAGAUGACAUGAUCAGUUCUGAUACUCUUCCAGAAUCAAUCAAAGAGAAAUCUUCUAAGGUAAAACAGUCGGGAGGACAUUCCGAACUGUUACGAUUGUUCAAUGAUCUGCCCUCACUGUUCAAGAGAAAUCAGGAAAUUUUAGAUGAGACUAACAAAUCUCUUACCGAGGAGAAGGAAUCCGAUGACAACCUACGUAGACAAUUUGGGACAAAGUGGUCUAGAAUGAGUAGCGAUCAGUUAACCAGUCCCUUAAUCCAGGAAAUCGGAAAGUAUAGAGGUAUCAUGCAUACGGCCUCUAAUGCCGAUAAGAUGGUUCGUGAAAAAUUCGAUGCAAAUAGUUCUGCCAUAGAAAUGCUUAGUAAAAGCGAGCCUGAGUUGAAAUCUUGCAUUCCUGGACAACAAUCGGAUUCUGUUCAUGGCACUUCAGAGGCUGUUCAGAAGCUGAGAAACUUGAUGAAUCAAGUGCAGGGCAUCAAGAAUACACGUGAAAGCAUUGAAAAGGAUUUGAAAUCAACUGACUGUAAUAUUGCCAACGAUUUCAUGAAAGCUUUGUCAGAGAGUCAGUUAUUGAAUGAAGAGAGCAUCUCCAAGGAAAAAAUCAAUCAGCUGUUCAGCCCUCUGAAGGAAAAGGUUAAUGCCUCUAUCAAAGAACAAGAAAACGUUCUUGCAGAAGUUGAGAAAUGGAACAAUGUCUUUUCCAAAGAGAAGUCUGGCAAUGCUAGUGGCGCGGAACGAGAAAGAAUUCUCAAGCAGUUGGCUGCAGGAUUCGAUGUAUUCAAUGAGUUGAAAUCAAACUUGGAAGAAGGGACGAAGUUCUACAACGAUCUAACACCUAUCCUUGUUCGUCUUCAACAAAAAGUCAACGACUUCGUUUUCGCUAGACAAACUGAAAAAGAAGAUCUCAUGAAACAAGUUCAACAGAAUAUUGUUUCUGGUGGUGCUCCUACAUCUGCUGUUCCUCCACCAAGACCUCCCCCACCUAGACCUCAGAAUCCCACCACUCCUACUGUACCGCCUAGAGGCCAAAGUACUGGUGCUCCUUCUGCUCCUGCCACUGCUCCACAAGUAGGCAAUAGUGGAGACGCAAAUUUCAAUCAGAAUAACUUCAUGCCACCAACUCCACAACAGCCACCUUACUUCCAACAACAAUUUCCUUAUGGACAACCACAGCCUUAUUAUGCUCCUCCACCACAGUACAACUAUCCAACUUACCCUGGAGCGUUCCAAAAUCAGUAUAAUCAAGGAUAUGGACAGUUCCCGCCUAUGCCUAACUACGGAAAUCAAAUGCCACCCCAACAGUAUCAACAGCCCCCAGCAGGUGUUCCUCCACAGCAAAACCCAACCAACCCGUUUUACCAACAAUAA